Candidula unifasciata is the source of this 267-nucleotide messenger RNA. NCBI's taxonomy places the organism in Eukaryota, Metazoa, Mollusca, Gastropoda, Stylommatophora, Geomitridae. The record is from the annotation of a GenBank genome assembly.
AUGGCUGAAUCUUUGCUCUGUUUUCCCUGUAUAGGAGGACAGCCUCAGCCGAAGCGGAGAGCACGGCCAAGAUUAGAUCCCAGUAUGAUAGGCCAGCCAACAAAUUUCCGACACACAGCACAUGUAGGCACAGGUGACGUCAGGACGUCUCCUAAUCUUCAUUCCGUUCAGAGCCAGAUGUCAUCCAAGGGAGAUUAUUCUCAUUAUAUUUCACCAGGUCAUUUGCAGUUAUCUGUUGUAGAUUUACCUGCCCGGAGACCUUUAUAG